GGAAAACAUUUGUUUUUUUCCUGAUUUCGAGAUUUCGAUUUGAAGCAGCACAAAAAUGACGGUUCCUUCGCCCAAUCCCGCCCUCGGUUUGCACAGCAAGCGCUGGAAUGGUCUGCGCCACAUACUGGAGCGCGAGGGACCAUUCUGCAAGGAUGACUUCACAGCCUCUGCCGACAACUUGGAUUUCUUGCAAACGAAAUCCAAAGUACUAAUCAUCGGCGCCGGCGGUCUAGGCUGUGAGCUGCUGAAGGACUUGGCACUAAUGGGCUUCGGAAACUUGCACGUGAUUGACAUGGACACCAUAGAACUGUCUAACCUGAACAGACAGUUCCUGUUCCGACGCACGGACAUUGGAGCCUCAAAGGCGGAAUGCGCUGCGCGUUUCAUCAACGGAAGAGUUCCCACCUGCCGGGUCACGCCGCAUUUCAAGAAAAUCCAGGACUUUGACGAGUCCUUCUACCAGCAGUUUCACCUGAUAGUUUGCGGACUGGACUCGAUUGUGGCACGGAGAUGGAUCAACGGCAUGCUGCUAUCGAUGCUGCGCUACGAGGAUGACGGCACCAUAGAUGCCAGCUCAAUUGUGCCCAUGAUUGAUGGCGGCACCGAGGGUUUCAAGGGCAAUGCUCGUGUCAUUCUGCCAGGCUUCACGGCCUGCAUCGAGUGCACUCUCGACCUCUUCCCACCGCAGGUGAACUAUCCGCUGUGUACCAUUGCAAAUACUCCCAGAUUGCCGGAGCAUUGCGUGGAGUACGUGAAGCUGAUACAGUGGGAUAAGGAGAGCCCCUUCGGUGUGCCCUUGGAUGGAGAUGAUCCACAACACAUUGGCUGGAUCUAUGAGAGAGCAGUGGAGAGGGCAAACGAGUUCAACAUAAGCGGCAUCACCUAUCGCCUCGUCCAGGGCGUCAUCAAGCACAUAAUUCCUGCCGUGGCCAGCACCAAUGCGGUCAUUGCUGCUGCCUGUGCUCUGGAGGUCUUCAAAAUGGCCACCAGCUGCUACGACAGCAUGUCCAACUACCUGAAUUUCAACGAUCUGGAUGGCAUUUACACCUACACCUAUGAGGCGGAGAAGUCAGAGGGCUGCCUGGCAUGCAGCAACAAGCCACAGCUGCUGCCCAUCGAGGAUGCCAACACCACCACCCUGGAGGAUGUCAUCAAGUUACUCUGCGACUCGCCUCGUUUCCAGCUCAAGAGCCCCGCUCUGACCACAGUGAUGAAGGACGGCAAGCAGCGCACUCUGUACAUGUCCACAGUGAAGAGUAUUGAGGAAGCCACCAGGAAGAAUCUAACACAAUCCCUGGGCGAACUGGGACUCCAAGAUGGACAGCAGCUGACCGUGACCGAUCCCACCUCUCCCACAGCCAUGACCCUGCAGCUCAAAUAUCAAGCAAACGAGGUGGAGAUGAGCUGAAUCAUAUUCAAUCACAAGAGACAACAAAUAGGGUAUACGGCCAUGUGUAUACAAUAAAGCCAAAGGCUAAGCCUCAAUUAAUCUAA
This is a messenger RNA of Drosophila subobscura, 1494 nucleotides long. It is a transcript of the gene Uba3, whose product is annotated as nedd8-activating enzyme E1 catalytic subunit. NCBI's taxonomy places the organism in Eukaryota, Metazoa, Arthropoda, Insecta, Diptera, Drosophilidae. The record is from RefSeq and is a predicted model, not a curated record. Gene Ontology annotation, molecular function: NEDD8 activating enzyme activity. The transcript has a single exon. Gene Ontology annotation, cellular component: cytoplasm; nucleus. The coding region runs from base 56 to 1408 and encodes 450 amino acids. Gene Ontology annotation, biological process: protein neddylation.